This is a messenger RNA of Stylophora pistillata, 1449 nucleotides long. Its product is annotated as acyl-coenzyme A thioesterase THEM4. The record is from RefSeq and is a predicted model, not a curated record. NCBI's taxonomy places the organism in Eukaryota, Metazoa, Cnidaria, Anthozoa, Scleractinia, Pocilloporidae.
UGAGUAACGCAAUGAAUCUGCUGAUCAGUAUGUUGCAAUCGUAUGAUGUAAGAGAGGAAACUCUUUCCUCAGUUUGGACUUUUGACUCUCGCUAUUGCAGUAUUUAACAGGGUUGAAGUUGGCUCUAUUUUAGUCCAACAGAUGUGCUCGGUAGAUGAUUUUAUUUCGAAAUGGCAACCCCUGCGAAUCGCUUGACACUACACCGUGUGUCUCGAUUUAUCAGUCGGCAGAGGCCGAACUUUUGGAAUACUUUAAGUAAAGGUGAUGUUCAACAGGGUUUUAAAAGGCAUUUGUCCUAUUUGAACCCAAAGGUUGUUACACAAGCAUCAUAUUUGAACUGUAAUUUUGGCGCAUUACCGCACUGGUUGAAGGUUAUUAGAGGUCACACUACGAAUCACCCAUUAUCUGUCACUGAUAAGUCCUCAGGGCGUCGGCUUUAUAGUAGUACUGUGAAACAACACUGCUAACAGGAUUUAUUAACAACUGAAAAAGUAGAAAAGAGUAAUCAAAUGGCAGACACGGAACCAUACAUUUACUCUGCUCCCAAUGACACUUGGACUGUGGAAUCUCGUGACUUGUAUAAAAGACUCAAAAAUGACUUGGCUGAAAAUGGAAAUGGCGACUGGCUUGAACAUGAGACCACUUUACAUCACGGUGAAAGAAGGCUUUUCACUAAAGCGUUAAUCAAUGAAUAUCCAGGGAAAUUCUUUGAGUACAUAUAUUUCUUCAGAAAAAAUGAAAAGAGGGUGAAAGGAGUAAUUCAGUUUGGAUCAUAUACUCAGGGACCACCAGGAUGUGUUCAUGGUGGUGCUAGUGCUACCAUGAUGGAUUCUGUCAUCGGUGUUUGUGUUAACAAGUGGUAUCCUGGUUGUGUGACAGCUUCUUUGACCAUGAAUUAUAAAAGUCUUCUUCCCCUUGGUGCGACUGCUCUUGUUGAAUCUUGGGUUGACAAAGUGGAAGGAAGAAAGGUUUAUGCUUUGGCGGAAUUAAGAUCUCCAGAUGGCAAAGUGUUCUAUAGUUCGGCCAGUGCGUUGUUUAUUCAACUGCAGCCCCAGGGUGAAAAUGCUGAUAAAUGGAAAAAUUCAUUCAGUGACAAAAAAUGACAUUGAACAGUUUUGCAUCAUCUUUGAUGAGGAUCUGCAAGUACAUGUAUCUUUGCUAAAUUACCUCAUUCAAAAAGUGGUUCUAGUGGACAUAUGAUUGGAAUCGGCUCAUUAUACUGCAGUCGGAUAGUUGAGUUGUUUUUGGUUGAUUUUCUAGUAAGAUCAUGUAUACAUAUUUAUUUCAAAAUUCCUAAAACAGAGGCGUUGGCUUCUAUUAAUUCGUAAAUAAUACGAAGCAUAAAUGACGUUAAUCAUAGAAAAAAUGUUAAUCAGUUAGCAAGGGUCCAACCCAUGUUGUUGAAGGUGUUUCCCAAACUUAUGGAUAAAAAAAUAAUAUUUAUCAUUA